UUUGUUUUUGUCCCUUUUAAACGAAACAAGAUCCAAAGAUGAGUGAAGAAACAUAUGAAGAAACGAUGGAAACAAGUCAAUCUCCUCGUGCUGCUCCAAAACUGAACGAGAGGAUCCUCUCAACUUUAUCCAGGAGAUCUGUAGCUGCGCAUCCAUGGCACGACCUUGAGAUCGGUCCUGAAGCUCCAUUAGUCUUCAACGUGGUGGUUGAGAUCACAAAGGGAAGCAAAGUGAAAUAUGAACUUGACAAAAAGACCGGUCUUAUCAAGGUUGACCGGAUCUUGUACUCAUCUGUUGUGUAUCCUCACAACUACGGAUUCAUACCCAGGACAUUGUGUGAAGACAAUGAUCCUCUUGAUGUUCUUGUCCUCAUGCAGGAACCAGUGCUUCCAGGAUGUUUUCUCCGUGCUAGAGCCAUUGGAUUAAUGCCCAUGAUUGAUCAGGGAGAGAUGGACGACAAGAUCAUAGCCGUGUGUGCAGACGAUCCAGAGUACAAACAUUUCACCGACAUCAAACAACUCGCUCCUCACCGUCUCUCAGAGAUCCGUCGUUUCUUCGAAGACUACAAGAAGAACGAGCACAAGGAGGUGGCUGUAAACGAUUUCUUGCCAUCGGAGAAGGCACAUGAAGCAAUCCAGUACUCCAUGGAUCUAUACGCUGAGUAUAUUCUCCAUACCUUGAGGAGAUGAACCAGCAACAACACGUUAUCUUCACAUACACGGAAAGAAGUUUAUGCUUCGCAGCAUCCCCGCAAUAAAAUAUUUUCACGAAAUUUAUUAUUUUGAAUAUUCAUUUU
Messenger RNA from Brassica oleracea var. oleracea, 796 nucleotides. Its product is annotated as soluble inorganic pyrophosphatase 3. Gene Ontology annotation, biological process: phosphate-containing compound metabolic process. NCBI's taxonomy places the organism in Eukaryota, Viridiplantae, Streptophyta, Magnoliopsida, Brassicales, Brassicaceae. Gene Ontology annotation, cellular component: cytoplasm. The record is from RefSeq and is a predicted model, not a curated record. The coding region runs from base 39 to 689 and encodes 216 amino acids. The transcript is spliced from 9 exons. Gene Ontology annotation, molecular function: magnesium ion binding; inorganic diphosphate phosphatase activity.